Messenger RNA from Penaeus indicus, 1021 nucleotides. RefSeq lists its product as uncharacterized. The coding region runs from base 19 to 366 and encodes 115 amino acids. The record is from RefSeq and is a predicted model, not a curated record. The transcript has 2 exons. NCBI's taxonomy places the organism in Eukaryota, Metazoa, Arthropoda, Malacostraca, Decapoda, Penaeidae.
CUGAACAUCAAACUGAAAAUGAAGCAUUUGUCACUCCUUCUGGUAGUCCUGGUGGCGUUGUCGGCCAUGCUGCCGAACGCCGACGCCGCUCCGUUUAAGAAGUUCAAGAAAUUCGGGAAAUUCGGGGGCGGCGGCGGCUUCGGCGGCGGCUUCGUCCGACCCGUGGUGAUCCCCACCCCGGUGUUCGUCCAGCCCACCUACGGCUCUGGCUACGGCCUUGGCGGAGGAUUUGGUCACGGCGGUUUCGGAGGAGGCUUUGGAGGCGGUCAUGGCGGCUUCGGAGGAGGCUUUGGAGGCGGUCAUGGCGGCUUCGGAGGAGGAUUUGGAGGCGGUCAUGGCGGCAUUGGAGGCGGUUACGGCCGGUGAGGCCAGAAGAGACAGAGCUUCUGCUGGAGGAAUUGCCGCGGUCUCGGCGGAGAUUUCCUCUGACUUCAGUGUGCACGAAUCACUAGUUAACUUCAUAUGUCACUGUUCUCAUAUCUUCCUAAUAGAAAACUCAACUGUUUUUUAAAUAAAACUGUGAUAAUAAGCCAUUCUUAAAUGCAUCCUCAGAAGGACGUAAAGUAGUAACUAGUAGUUAGGCUGGCACCACACUGGUAUAUAAAACUUUACUUACUUUCCUUUAAUACUGUGAUAACUUCAUCAUAAAUGUGGUACUGACACCACGAUAACAGUGUUACUUAUGUUGAAGUUCACAGGGAUGAUAAAGGUGAAAUUGCAGUCUACAUGAAUAUGUAACAUUGGUUGUGAUAAGGUUUUCUUGUAAGAUUUCCGGAACCCCAAACACUUUGAUACACUCUGAUAUAUGUUUGCUUUAUACGUGUACAUUAUUAGAAACUGUUCAAACAUCUUUUCCGUUUGUAUCAAAGUGUAUGUCUUCAACUUGAUACGGUUUGUUACACUCCGGCCAGCCAAUCAGAGCGCGAUAUUUUUCAGAUAUAUUUCACAUAGUCUCAGAUAGGGAUUUAUAUCUUCAUUAAUUACGAAUCACAUCUUAAGUUUUUUGACAAAGCUGUUUAUU